Lineus longissimus is the source of this 5703-nucleotide messenger RNA. RefSeq lists its product as uncharacterized. Gene Ontology annotation, molecular function: aspartic-type endopeptidase activity; nucleic acid binding. NCBI's taxonomy places the organism in Eukaryota, Metazoa, Nemertea, Pilidiophora, Heteronemertea, Lineidae. Gene Ontology annotation, biological process: proteolysis; DNA integration. Bases 1 to 5703 code for a protein of 1900 amino acids. The transcript has a single exon. The record is from RefSeq and is a predicted model, not a curated record.
AUGCCGGAGAACGAGGCCGGAGUUCCUGAAGGACGUGAUGCGGUCCGAAAAUCACGCUCAGCGGCGAAAGGCUGGGUGACACGUGCAUCCAAUGCACUGAAGCGUGCAUGUAAGGAUGCACGUCAACCGUUUGGGAAGGAUGCCGUAAGUAAAGUGGCAAUAGAAAGCUGUAUCAAUGACUUCGAUCGAUAUUUGGUGUCAUUUGAGAAGGCCCAAUCGGAAGUUGAAAUGACAAUCGAAGAUGAGCUUGCACAAGAGCAAGACAUUGAUCAGGCCUUUGCUUUCAUAUCUGAGGCAAAGCAGUCUAGGCACGAGGCACAGAUUAUGUUGGAAGAGAUUGUGACCCGUAUGUCAAAGGGUCCAAAAUCGAAAGACAGUAAUGACGAUUUCGAUGACGGGGCAAGUUGUGCCUCGAACAGCUCCAUGGCGUCGAUGGGAAGGGUACGCCUUCCCAAGUUGGAACUGCCAACCUUUUCAGGGGUGAUAACGGAAUGGCAGUCAUUCUGGGACCAAUUCACCGCACUUGUCGAUGAAAACGAGAGUAUACCGGAGAUAAGCAAGUUCUCGUACCUCUCUUCGCUGCUCGAAGGUGAGGCUAAGUGUGUGAUAAAGGGUCUCCCAGUGACGGAGGAGAACUAUCACAUCGCAAGCAAGUUGCUAACGGAUCGGUAUGGAAGACGUGAAAGGAUUAUUUUCACACAUGUUCAGGCUUUGUUAAAUGCGUCUAUGCCUGGACACGGACAGGGUGGAAAGAUGGUUGGAAAUCGAGUUUCAGCACUUUGGCGGUUGCAGGACGAACUAUUGCUACACAUUCGCAGCCUCCAAGCCCUCGGUAUAGAGGGAUCGGAAUAUGGUUUCCUACUGACCCCCCUGAUUCUGUCACGCUUGCCUAAUGACAUACGUAUGGAGUGGGCACGGGAGAGUGACGGAAGGGAAGCGGAUUUGGAGUUCCUACUAGACUUCAUGAAGAGGGAGAUAAAUCGACGAGAGAGAUCGGAAACCUUUAAGGUUUUGACCAAGACUGACAAUGUUGGUACCCAGGGACAUGGGAUUGAUGCAACAGCUGACAUGGCUGAGGACAAGCAACGUGUGGCGACUGCAUCCGCCUUGCAGUCACCUAGUGUAGCCUCACAUUCUGGUGGUAAUUCAUGUGGUGUAUGUGGGAAAACCCACCAGACUGAGAAAUGCUGGGGAUUGUUAAACCUCCCAGUUUCAGAGAGACAUUCGAAGGUGCAGUCAUGUAAGUUGUGUUUCAGGUGCUUGGGUAAGUCACACUUUGCCAAGGGUUGUAUUGCACAAUGUUCAAAGUGUAAGGGUCGACACCAUGCCAUUUUGUGCAAUGGUGGUGGUGGUAGUGGUAAAGUGAACAAGGCUAGGCAAAGUGGUUCACCCUCUGUUAGCAAAACCCAGAGUGGUGAUAGUAAGGGGACAGGUAAAUCUAGUAGUAGUGAUACUGGGGUCAAGACACCUGAGAAGUCUAAGGGUCAGGAUACUGGUACGAUGAAAGCUAAUAUGCAUUCUAUUUCAGCAGGUAGCAGUGUUAAUUCAGGUAGUAGGGUGAACACUGUGCUACAGACAGCCAAGGUAAAGAUAGUGGGCAGGCAGGGCUGCACUGAGGCAACAUUGAUGUUUGACAGUGGGUCAGACAGGUCAUACAUCACCUCAUCAAUGGUAAAGAGAGUGAAACCGGAGUGGGUUGGCACAGAACCCAUUUCUUAUGCAGCCUUUGGGUGCAACACUCCUAGUGUGGAACGCCAGUGUAAUAUAUACAAUGUGCAUUUGAGUGGCAGCCACACAGGUUCAGGUGAGAACAUUUCUCUAAAUGUCGCCGAGGUACCAGUCAUUUGUAACCCAUUGGUGAGGCCCUUGGUCCCGUGCGAACUGCUGAACAUUCUCGGCUCUGACAUCCAGUUGGCUGACUCAGUCUCAGAGAACAGAGAGAUUACAGUGGAUAUCCUCGUCGGUUUAGAUCUUUAUUGGAAACUCAUGAAGCCACAGAGGUUCAGACAGGUUGGUGGGCUGGUUGCUCAGGAGUCGUGUUUUGGAUGGGUCUUAUCAGGUUCGUGGUCAGAUUCAGGUGGUGGAGUUCAGUCUGUUCAAUCAGGUGCUUGUUCAGUCUCCCCUCAGUUGAUGUGCUUGGGGAAUGUCGGUGACUCUGAUCUGCGUAGAUUCUGGGACUUGGAGUCCGUUGGGAUCUCUCUCACUGAACAGGAAACUUUGAACCCCAAAAUUGAUCCUGUUUUGAAGCAUUUUUCAGAGAACGUCCAGAAGAAUGGGAGCCGAUACCAGGUGGCGCUGCCUUGGAAAUCGGAAACAGCCAAGGGCAGACUGCUGAACAACGAGGCAAUGGCUUGGAAAAGGUUGAAGCAGCUGAACCGGCGAUUUGAUGGAGACCCUGAGCUGAAGCAAAGGUAUGACCAAGUAUUCCGUGAGUAUGAAUCUAGUGGUUUCAUAGUGGAGGUGCUGGCUCAUGAGAUGGAAAAUCCCAACCCCACAUUCUAUCUGCCUCAUCGGCCAGUCGUCCGUGAAGACAGCCUGACUACCAAGGUUAGGCCGGUGUUUGAUGCCUCGGCAUCAGGUUAUAAUGGGGUGUCCUUGAACGACUGUUUGGAGACUGGACCCUCAUUGCUUGCUAGUCUGGUAGAUAUCCUGAUUCGCUUCCGGCGAUGGCCUGUAGCGAUCACAGCAGAUGUGACGAAAGCUUUCCUACAGAUAGGAGUCCGACCCGAAGAUCAAGAUGUACAUCGUUUCCUAUGGGAUGAUGGUGGUAGGGUACGAGUCAUGAAGUUUGUCAGGGUCCCCUUUGGGAACAAAGCAAGCCCAUUCCUCCUGAAUGCGACGAUAAGACAUCACUUGGAUAGUUAUCCCCCCUCUGAAGUUGUACAGGAGUUGAAGGAUAAUUUUUAUAUGGAUGAUUUCCUUUCAGGUUGCGAUGAGGCUACCAGAGGGUGUGAGGUAUUCGAUGAGGCACAAGAGGUGAUGGGUGAAGCAGAGUUGACCUUUGCUAAGUGCACGUCCAACAACAAGGUGUUGGUGGACAAGUUUCGGAGCGACUUUGGUUCAAAGCAUGUGGACAGUGAGUCUGUAAAGGUACUGGGUAUGAGUUGGCUUUCCCGUGAGGAUUGCUUUGUGUUUGAGGGCAUUCCCCUUCCUCCCUCCGCAGAACUCAGUUGUACAAAGCGUGUUGUGUUGAGUUUCACUGCUCGACUCUUCGACCCCCUGGGGCUUCUUAGCCCUUUCAUCAUGAUGGCAAAGAUUCUUUUCCAAGAAAUCUGGCGCCUUGGGUUGGGUUGGGAUGAAGAGUUGCCCCCUGAGUUGAAGCUGCGUUUCAUCUCAUGGUUGGAUGGCAUUAGUGUCAUCAAACAGUGGAAAAUUCCCAGAUGUUACACAUCAGGUGGGCCUUGGAAGGGCAUUGUGGGUCUGGAGCUGCAUGCAUUUGGAGAUUCUUCGACCCUUGGAUAUGGAGCUUGUGUGUACCUUAGGAUUCCCAAGUCUGAUGGUACUUAUGAAGUAUCGCUGGUGUUUGCCAGGGCCAGGGUUGCCCCUGUCAAGCCUGUGUCCUUGCCCCGAUUGGAACUCAUAGCCAGCCUGUUGUGUGCUCGAAUUCUUGUGUUCACUCGCUCAGCCCUGAAGUUGCCAGAAGAUACGACGUAUCACUGUUAUUCAGAUUCUCAGGUUGCUCUAGCUUGGAUCAAGGGAGACCCCUGUCGAUGGAAAAGUUUUGUAGCGAACAGGGUUGGUGAGAUUCAACAGCUCACCUCGCCCUCUCACUGGUCACAUUGUCCAGGUCCUGAAAACCCAUCAGACCUGGUUACGCGAGGGUUAUCAGCCAAGAAAUUGAUCACUUCUGAGUCGUGGUUGCAUGGUCCUGUGUGGUUGGCGUCGUCUUCAGACUCGGUUGACUUGAUUGAGGAAGAUUCGGAAUUGGAGAAUUGUGAUGAAUCGGUCUCAAGUCUUCUAGUGCCUGUUGGUGGUGAAGUUGUGAAACAGGAACCGGCAAUCUCUCAGUUGUUUGACUUGAACAACUUGAAGUCCUAUCCAAGGACAAUUCGGCUUGUGGCUUUAGUGAUGAGGUUCUGUCACAACCUACGGUCUGCUGCUUGUGAUAGAAGGCUAGGACAGCUGUCUCAGGAUGAGAGGUCGAAGGCCCAGGUUCAGUUGUUCAGGUUGAUGCAGGAUGCUUCUUAUCACCGUGAGAUAGAAGCUCUGAGAAAGGGUAAACCCCUCCCAAGGGAUUCUGCUCACAAGGAGUUGGACCCCUUCUUGGAUAAGACUGGAUUGUUGAGAAUGAAGGGACGUCUCCAGUUUUCUGAGCUCAGUUAUGAUAGUAAACACCCAAUCAUUCUGCCCAAGGGACGAGUGUCCUACUUGCUGGUCAGAUUUCAGCAUUUCCUCAUGAAACAUGCUGGAGUCACCACUCUACUGACUGCCUUGAGGUCCAACUACUGGAUAGUAGGCCUGAGACAGUUGGCCAAACAUGUCUGUAAGGAAUGUGUUCCAUGCAGAAUAGUUGAGGCGAGGGCAUGUAAUCAAGUCAUGGCCCCCCUCCCCGGAUUUCGAGUAAAGGAUGCUCCUUGCUUCGCGGUCACUGGCCUUGACCAUGGUGGCCCAUUGUUUUGUAUAGAUUUUCCCAAGAAGAAAUUCUAUAUCCUGUUGUUCACUUGCGCGGUGGUCCGGGCUGUCCACCUUGAGCUCACAGACUCAUUGAACCUACCUGAUUGUAUCCUGGCGAUUCGGAGGUUUGCUGCUCGGAGGGGUCUCCCCUCUGAGUUCCAUUCUGAUAAUGCAGCCACGUUCACUGGGGCAGAUACUUUGUUGCCGCAGUAUUUUGGUCCCCAUAGUCCAAAGUGGAAUUUCCUCGCCCCAAGGUCCCCAUGGUGGGGAGGGUUCUGGGAGCGGCUUGUGGGUUCAGUGAAGCGGCCUCUGAGGAAAUCGCUGGGUAAGAAAUCACUGACUCGAUCAGAGCUUGAGACUACGUUGCAUGAGGUAGAGGCAAAUGUCAACUCGCGACCUUUGACCUUCGUUGGUGACAGUUUGGAUUCCCCAAACCCCUUGACACCUUCACACUUCCUCAUUGGUAGGCCCGCUGGAUUUCAAGUUGAGAUUGCGAAGGAUUCUCUCAAUAAUCCUGAGGUUGUGCUCGCGAAGGAUUUGGGUGCUCGAGAAGCAGUCCGUCAAGCUAGGCUGGAUGAUUUCUGGAAGGUGUGGAGCGAUGACUAUUUGAGAAACCUUCCCCCUGUGUCUAAGAAAUUUCAGGCUUCUUGCAAUGUGAAGGUUGGAUCAGUAGUGUUGAUCAGAGAGGAUCAUGUCCCUCGGAUGUCUUGGCCCCUAGCUGUGGUCACUGAGACCUUUCCUGGUAGGGAUGGCAUUGUGAGAAGUGUUCGCCUGAAGACUGCCACUGGGUUUCUCACUAGAUCUGUUCAGAGAUUACAUGACCUUGAAAUCAGUGCACCCCUGCCUAACCAAGAUUCUGAUGCUUCUGAAACCAAUAAUGUUGAUUUGAAUGAAUCCUUCAGUCAGGACCUUGUCGCUGACUUGAGAGGAAAUCUUGAUACUGAUGUUGACACUGAGGCAGUCUCUGUCGUUGAGACAAGCACAGAGACCCCCUCUAGGCCUAGUUGUGAAUCUGAUGAUAGCGUUGCUGUAGCGAAGACUACUAGAACUGGCCGGGUCGUUAGACCACGGGAUAGAUUGGAUCUGUGA